CUACAUAAUCAAGAGAUACAGCAUGAAUCACCUCCUUCUGAUGGUUGCUUUGGGGCUUGCAGGAGCAUCCCCCCUGCAGGACUACAAGAUGUGCCAGCCUCACUCUAGACCCUGGCAGGUCCAUCUGCAUGGUGGAGGAGUAUCCUGCAGUGGAGCUCUUAUCGAUGAGUGGUGGCUUGUAACCUCCUUUGACUGCGCACCCAGAUCCUACAGUACCAUUGCAUCUCUUGGGGAACAUGAUGUGACAGUGGAGGAGGGCACUGAGCAACACAUUCAUGUUGCUGAUGUAAUCCGUCACAGCCCCUACCGCUCACCCCUCCACAGUCUCACAAUGGUCCGCCUGGCUAAGCCUGCCCGCUUUAACAUGUAUGUCCAGCCCAUCCCUCUGCCCAAACACUGCCCACAGCCUGGACAGACCUGCUAUGUCAGCGGCUGGGGCUCCACCAUCGCAAAUCAUUAUGGGUCUUCUCCACGGCUGAAUUGUAUAACGGUGCCUGUUGUGAAUGACUACAUUUGUAUGAACACUUUCCCCGAGUACGUGUAUUGGAGCCCGGGCAUGGUCUGCGCUGGUCAAGAAAACACAGAUAACUGCAUGAAUGAUGGCGGCAGUGUGAUGAUGUGUGAUGGCCAGCUGCAGGGUGUGCAGUGGUUCAGUCAUGGCUGCAGUAACCCAGCCCAUCCAAGUGUCUACACCAAGCUGUGCAUGUACAAUGACUGGAUCAACAGUGUGAUGGACAGUUACAAACCCAUUCUGCCAACUGCUACCACUCCAGAGAUGUCAAACGGAGUGUAAACGCUGCUCCUGACCAGGUGCAGUGUUAUGAAAACCAUACUAGAACCAAAUAUUUAGGGUUUGACCUCUAAAUCAAUUUAUGAACAUUUUGCAGCAGUUGUAUAUGCACAUCCUAUGCUCAGCUAAAAAGCAACAGGACAA
Messenger RNA from Scomber japonicus (chub mackerel), 934 nucleotides. RefSeq names its product trypsinogen-like protein 3. The coding region runs from base 23 to 793 and encodes 256 amino acids. The transcript has 5 exons. Lineage: Eukaryota; Metazoa; Chordata; Actinopteri; Scombriformes; Scombridae. The record is from RefSeq and is a predicted model, not a curated record. Gene Ontology annotation, molecular function: serine-type endopeptidase activity. Gene Ontology annotation, biological process: proteolysis.